GCUUCGGAUAGCUACGAAGCACCGCUUUGUUAGUUGUCCAAUUGUUUACCGAUCUAUUUUUUUUUAUUUCCCUUCGGUAUUAUCAUACAAGUAAAAUUCGAAACCGGAUUCGAUGCAGCCAAAUUUAUUCCAUUUUUAAAAGACCGUCGGCUAAUUCUUAAAUUAAAAAUAAAACUUUUGUGACUAAGGUGUUGAGAACCAGUGUUUUUGUGUAUUUAAAAAUAGUAAAAUUGAGUGAAUUGUUUGAAGAUUUUAAUUAUUAUUAGGAAAAUAAUUUACUGAGCGGCAACUAUGAUAGUCCGAGCCAUGGAUUGUGACACAAAAAACUCAAAAACAGACUCACUUUGCCGCUCAAGAGCGAAACGAUAAGCGCAAAAUGACAGCUCAAAAACUGUUUCCCGCUCAAAGAACUGUCAAAGUGACAUUGUGUGGUGUAUGAGUGCGUUCGGAAUGUACAAUCAUGGUGACACUGAUGCCGUGUAGCUUCCUCGGAGGCACCUCCCCGAGAUGCAGCUUGGACCACGCCGAGCCCAAGGCGAAGCGUCCUAGGACUGAUACAAAUACUGAUGUAGCUGACCGAUUGUCAAGCGAAAUCAACACAAGUCCUUGUGAAUCGGAAUCUACUUCAAACUCUCCACCAUCUUUGUUACAAGAUGCAACAUUACCUGCUCUCCUAGUCUCUGGAACAUCUACGAUUUUCCAAAACACGUCAAGUACAGCAAAUUCUUCGCUCAGUUUAUCAGCUGUUGAUAGUUUAUGUCUGCCUGGUAAUUCUGAGGUGGAAAGCUGUAGUCUGGCGAACGGAUGCGCAACAAGCACGCCUUUGGGCGGUUUGGCCCUACCUCUGACGUCCACUAGUGGAUUGUGUUCAACCUCCUCACCGUCUGCGGUCGCCUGGUUGAUGAAUGAGGAUAGUGCGGGUGAAGUCAAGAGCGAGGUGCGGAGCCCGGGGCUGUGCGAGGCGGACGUGGCGCUGUACGGCGACACUCUGCCAUACGACCAGUCUACGCUGCCCUACCAAUACUAUAAUAGUAUGCAGCAAUAUGGUAGCAGCGGCGCAGCGUCAUCAUACGUCGGCUCCACGCUGUACAACCAACCGUACGCCGCGUAUCCGGCGCCGCACAACACUAACAACAGGUCCUCGUGCAAAGCGGCGACGCCGACAUAUCUGAGUGCGUACGGUGUGAGUGGAGUGGGCGGCGUAUCCAGCUCUGGGUUUGGAGCCCAGCCCUCCCCUUACGCGUAUUCGUCCUAUAAUGGAGGGCUUGCGCAGAGUUUUCCUUCUGCUCAGCAGGAUUACAGCAGUUAUGCAGCCGGAUACGCGGAACACAACAUGUCUCAAUACGGUGGUUAUUAUGCCGCACCUAGUUAUUCCCCUUACGUGAGCUCGCCAAGCAGUAGUGGUAGCGUCGGACAUACUUCCUAUCAUUUGGGUGGAACGUUAUCAGAUUCCCCUUCAUCCAUGCUGCCUUCUAUAAAUGACACAAGUCCACUUUCACCGAUCAAGAGUGAAGUCCAUGCUAGUCGGAGAUGUAGAGAAAAUUCUGGGGAAAGCACAGUGAGCCGGACGCGGGGCCGCGGUCGACGCAACACGUCGUCGUCGCCCGCGCAGCUGGCGGCCGAGCCCGCCACCGACCGCGUCUUCAUCUGGGACCUCGACGAGACCAUCAUCAUUUUCCACUCGCUGCUUACCGGGACAUACGCUACUAAGUACAAUAAGGAUACUCAACAAAUAGUUCAAUUGGGAUUUAGAAUGGAAGAAAUGAUAUUCAGCUUAGCUGACACACAUUUUUUCUUCAAUGAUGUAGAGGACUGCGACCAGGAGCACAUAGACGCGGUGGCGGCAGACGACAACGGGCAAGACCUAUCCGCGUACAACUUCACGUCGGACGGGUUUCAGGCGGGCGCACCUGCUGCGGCGCUCUGCGCGCCUGGUGUCCGCGGCGGCGUCGACUGGAUGCGGAAGCUGGCCUUCCGCUACAGGAAGAUCAAGGACACUUAUAAUAAUUAUAGGAAUAGUGUUGGCGGGCUACUCGGACCAGCUAAGAGAGAACAGUGGUUACAACUGAGAGCGGAGUUGGAACAAGCUACAGACAACUGGUUAACAUUAGCUUGCAAGUGUCUCAAUAUGAUCAACUCCAGGGAGAACUGCGUGAACGUGCUGGUGACGACGACGCAGCUGGUGCCGGCGCUGGCCAAGGUGCUGCUGUUCGGGCUGGGCGGCGUCUUCCCCAUCGACAACAUAUACUCUGCCACCAAGACUGGAAAAGAAACAUGCUUCGAAAAAAUCAAACAGCGAUUCGGCGAGCGAUGUACCUACGUAGUGAUCGGCGACGGACAAGACGAGGAAGCGGCGGCGAAAGCGAAGAACUAUCCCUUCUGGAGAAUAUCCAGCCAUUCUGAUAUAGCUGCGUUGUACAACGCGCUAGAUAUGGGCUUCUUAUGAUUUGCUGCUCUCCUGGUACUUGACAUAUGCAAAUUUGUGAUCGCACUUGGAGUUUUUGAGUAUCUUUUUAUAUUAGGAGGCGAAGGAAAAUAUUCAACUUUUCUUAUAAAGUUUAAGUAUAUGUACAAAUCCGCCGUUUUAGCAUAUUUGCGAUCGCACCUAUCUGAAUAUUUUUAUACAAUAUAUCAGAAGCCAAGAAAAAUAAUUUUCUAAAAAUAUGCUUCUUGUGUUAACCUGUCGUCCUGGUAAAAAUUAAGUUCGCACUAUGUUAUGUAGAUAAUUUUAUUUUUCACUUUAUUAUGGAAAAAAGAAUAAAAUUUUACACAAGAACCUACUUAAAAUAAGCAGGCCCUAUCAAGUACAUCAAUAUAUUCUUCAAUUUAGGGCCUAAAACACUUUUACGAUAAUUUAGUUUUAAAGCUCAAAGUUAGCUCAAAAUCUACGCAAAACUAAUUUAAUUAUUGUAAAUAUCAUUUAGUAGGAUCUAAGUCCAUUCCUAUUUACGUAAGUUUUAUAUUCUAUACAAUGUACAGAUUUAAUUAGUCAAUUUAGAAUGUAUUUAUAUAAUAAUUCAGAGCGUCUAUUUUUAUUUUAUCAAUUUUCAAUAUAAAGUAAUGGCCCAACGUGUUUUGAUUGUAUACUUUUCUUAGUAAUAUUCUUCUUAAUCUUGCCUAAUGUUCAACAGUUGAUCUGAUAACCAAAUUAAUGACAAAUUGCCUUAAAAUAAACAUUACUUACUACUGACCAGAAAAAACACUGUAAUAUACAUUUACAUUAUGUUUUGACUUGCGUGCGCCUGGUAGAAUUAAAAACUGUCUCAACUCUCAUAGUGUAUCUAUUUUGCUUCUACGUCAGACAUGACAGCAAGAUGUUGCCCGUUUUAAAAAUGGUUGAAAAUAUUCAGGCUUAAAAUUAACGAGGUAAUAUUACUCAAGCGUGCCAAAACUUAGGAUAUUCUUGAAAUUGCAUGUUAAAAAAGUAUUUCAUACUUGAAUAAUCAAGUAUGAAAAAAAAAUUUUUAACGAAGUUAAUUACAUACCUGCUAAUUUCUGUUUUCCUGGUCAGAUUUAAAAACUCAUCUAUAUUUUUUUAUUACACAAACUUAUAUAGCACAAUAGUACUUCUAUAUUUUAGAACCUACCGCUCACGGUUUUGUCUAGGUAUGUUUUUAGAGCAAUAUUUUUUAAGAAAAACUAAAAAUUAACGAUUUCUUUGGAAAUAAAUGUUUAUUUUCCUAUUUUAUUUUUACCUAAACACGCGAAUAUACAUUUAUUUUGUGUCAAAAAUUUUUUUGUAAAAAAUACUUCGCUUCUAAAUCGGGCCACACAUUUGAAGGCUAAGAACAAAUUUGAUGAUAGCAAUAUUUGUAUGUUAUAUUGAAAUAGUCCAAAUUAACCUGUACAUAAAAAACUAUCAUAGAAUAAAUUGUUCGUUCUUAUUGCGAUAAUAGUGAUAUGAAUUUGAUUCGAAAGUUACGAUUAUUCGAACUGUAAAUAAAAGUAUAUUAUUUGACAAUUUA
This is a messenger RNA of Plodia interpunctella (Indianmeal moth), 3965 nucleotides long. RefSeq names its product eyes absent (gene eya). The coding region runs from base 461 to 2446 and encodes 661 amino acids. Gene Ontology annotation, cellular component: nucleus. The transcript has 16 exons. Gene Ontology annotation, biological process: negative regulation of extrinsic apoptotic signaling pathway in absence of ligand; multicellular organism development; positive regulation of DNA repair. Lineage: Eukaryota; Metazoa; Arthropoda; Insecta; Lepidoptera; Pyralidae. The record is from RefSeq and is a predicted model, not a curated record. Gene Ontology annotation, molecular function: protein tyrosine phosphatase activity.